UCGGGGGGCGCGCGGCGGCGGCGGCGGCGGCGCGGCGCGUGAGGCCGCCUCUGGCCGAGCGGCGCCGCCAACAUGUCGGAUACCAAGGUAAAAGUUGCCGUCCGGGUCCGGCCCAUGAACCGACGAGAACUGGAACUGAACACCAAGUGCGUGGUGGAGAUGGAAGGGAACCAAACGGUCCUGCACCCUCCUCCUUCCAACACCAAACAGGGAGAAAGGAAACCUCCCAAGGUAUUUGCCUUUGAUUAUUGCUUUUGGUCCAUGGAUGAGUCUAACACCUCAAAAUAUGCCGGACAAGAAGUGGUUUUCAAGUGCCUUGGGGAAGGAAUUCUUGAAAAAGCCUUUCAGGGGUAUAAUGCUUGUAUUUUUGCAUAUGGACAGACAGGUUCGGGAAAGUCCUUCUCCAUGAUGGGCCAUUCUGAGCAGCUGGGCCUCAUUCCAAGGCUGUGCUGUGCGUUAUUUAAAAGGAUCUCUUUGGAGCAAAAUGAGUCACAGACUUUUAAGGUUGAAGUAUCCUAUAUGGAAAUUUAUAAUGAGAAAGUUCGGGAUCUUUUAGACCCCAAGGGGAGUAGACAGUCUCUCAAAGUUCGAGAACAUAAAGUAUUGGGACCAUAUGUAGAUGGUUUAUCUCAACUGGCUGUCACCAGUUUUGAGGAUAUCGAGUCCUUGAUGUCCGAGGGAAAUAAGUCGCGAACCGUAGCCGCCACCAACAUGAACGAGGAGAGCAGCCGCUCCCACGCCGUGUUCAACAUCAUCAUCACCCAGACGCUGUACGACCUGCAGUCCGGGAACUCCGGAGAGAAAGUCAGUAAGGUCAGCCUGGUAGACCUGGCGGGCAGCGAAAGAGUGUCCAAGACCGGAGCUGCUGGCGAGCGACUGAAGGAGGGCAGCAACAUCAACAAAUCAUUGACAACCUUAGGGCUUGUUAUAUCAUCGCUGGCUGACCAGGCUGCAGGCAAGGGUAAAAACAAAUUUGUGCCUUAUCGAGACUCGGUCCUCACUUGGCUUCUUAAGGACAAUUUGGGGGGCAACAGCCAGACCUCCAUGAUUGCCACCAUCAGCCCCGCAGCAGACAACUAUGAGGAGACCCUGUCCACGUUAAGAUACGCAGACCGAGCCAAGCGGAUUGUGAACCAUGCCGUGGUGAACGAGGACCCCAAUGCCAAAGUCAUCCGAGAACUGCGGGAGGAAGUGGAGAAGCUGCGGGAGCAGCUCUCCCAGGCCGAGGCCAUGAAGGCUCCUGAACUGAAGGAGAAGCUCGAAGAGUCUGAAAAGCUGAUAAAAGAAUUAACAGUGACGUGGGAAGAGAAGCUGAGGAAGACAGAAGAGAUCGCACAGGAGAGACAGCGACAGCUUGAGAGCAUGGGCAUUUCUCUGGAGACGUCUGGCAUCAAGGUGGGGGAUGACAAGUGCUACUUGGUCAACCUGAAUGCAGACCCUGCUCUCAAUGAGCUCCUGGUUUAUUAUUUAAAGGAUCACACCAGGGUGGGUGCAGACACCUCUCAGGAUAUCCAGCUCUUCGGGAUAGGGAUUCAGCCUGAGCACUGUGAGAUCGAUAUCGCCUCCGACGGAGAGGUCACUCUUACUCCGAAAGAAAAUGCAAGGUCCUGUGUGAACGGUGCUCUUGUGUGCAGUGCCACCCAGCUGUGGCACGGUGACAGAAUCCUGUGGGGAAAUAACCACUUUUUUAGGAUCAACUUACCGAAGAGGAAGCGGCGAGAUUGGUUGAAAGACUUCGAGAAGGAGACAAGCCCGGCAGAGCAUGACCUGGACGCCGCCAGCGAGGCUUCCUCGGAGCCCGACUACAACUACGAGUUCGCCCAGAUGGAGGUCAUCAUGAAAACCCUCAACAGCAACGACCCAGUUCAAAACGUGGUCCAGGCCUUGGAGAAGCAGUACCUGGAAGAGAAGAGAAGCGCCCUGGAGGAGCAGCGGCUCAUGUACGAGCGGGAGCUGGAGCAACUGCGCCAACAGCUCUCCCCCGAGCGGCAGCCCCCGAGUGGCGGCCCCGACCGCCUGUCCUACAGCAGCCAGACAGCCCAGCAGAAGGUGACCCAGUGGGCAGAGGAGAGGGAUGAACUCUUCCGGCAGAGCCUGGCCAAACUACGAGAGCAGCUAGUCAAAGCUAAUACCCUGGUGCGGGAAGCAAACUUCUUAGCUGAAGAAAUGAGCAAACUCACUGAUUACCAAGUGACUCUCCAGAUCCCUGCUGCAAACCUCAGUGCCAACAGAAAGAGAGGUGCGAUAGUGAGUGAGCCUGCUAUUCAGGUGAGGAGAAAGGGGAAGAGCACCCAGGUUUGGACCAUUGAGAAGCUGGAGAACAAGUUAAUUGACAUGAGAGACCUCUAUCAAGAAUGGAAGGAGAAUGUCCCUGAGGCCAAGAGGCUCUACGGGAAGCGAGGGGACCCUUUUUACGAAGCCCAGGAGAACCACAACCUGAUCGGUGUGGCCAACGUGUUCCUGGAGUGCCUGUUCUGUGACGUGAAGCUUCAGUACGCAGUUCCCAUCAUCAGCCAGCAGGGGGAGGUUGCAGGGCGUCUGCAUGUGGAGGUAAUGCGGGUGACGGGGGCUGUUCCCGAGCGCGUGGUGGAGGAUGACUCUUCAGAGAACUCGAGCGAAAGCGGGAGCCUGGAAGUCGUGGAUGGCAGUGGAGAGAUCAUUCACCGCGUCAAGAAGCUGACGUGCCGGGUCAAAAUCAAAGAGGCAACUGGGUUGCCCUUAAGCCUGUCCAAUUUCGUCUUCUGUCAGUACACGUUCUGGGACCAGUGUGAGUCUGCCGUGGCUGCCCCGGUGGUGGACCCCGAUGUGCCCUCCCCACAGUCCAAGGAUGCCCAGUACACAGUGACCUUCUCUCACUGUAAGGACUACGUGGUGAAUGUCACCGAGGAGUUCCUAGAGUUCAUAUCAGAUGGAGCGCUGGCAAUUGAGGUCUGGGGCCACCGGUGUGCUGGCAAUGGCAGCUCCGUCUGGGAAGUGGACUCUCUUCACGCUAAGACAAGAACAUUGCAUGACAGGUGGAAUGAAGUAACUCGAAGAAUAGAGAUGUGGAUCUCCAUAUUAGAACUGAAUGAGUUGGGGGAAUAUGCCGCCGUGGAGCUUCAUCAGGCUAAAGAUGUCAACACGGGGGGCGUCUUCCAGCUCAGACAGGGUCACUCCCGGAGAGUGCAAGUCACAGUGAAACCUGUUCAGCAUUCAGGGACACUGCCGCUCAUGGUUGAAGCCAUCUUGUCGGUAUCCAUUGGCUGCGUAACUGCCAGGUCCACCAAACUCCAAAGAGGGCUGGACAGUUACCAGAGAGAUGAUGAGGAUGGUGAUGAUAUGGAUAGUUACCAGGAAGAAGACUUAAACUGCGUCCGAGAGAGGUGGUCAGAUGCACUCAUCAAACGACGAGAAUACUUAGAUGAGCAGAUUAAAAAAGUCAGCAAUAAGAAAGACAAGACAGAGGACGACGUGGAGCGGGAGGCGCGGCUGGUGGAGCAGUGGGUGGGGCUGACGGAGGAAAGGAACGCUGUGCUGGUGCCCGCCCCGGGCAGUGGGAUCCCCGGCGCCCCAGCUGACUGGAUUCCACCUUCUGGAAUGGAAACCCACAUACCAGUUCUCUUCCUUGAUUUGAAUGCGGAUGACCUCAGUGCCAACGAGCAGCUUGUGGGUCCACACGCAUCAGGCGUGAACUCCAUCCUGCCCAAGGAGCAUGGCAGCCAGUUUUUCUACCUGCCCAUUAUAAAGCACAGCGAUGACGAGGUUUCAGCUACUGCCUCUUGGGACUCCUCAGUACACGACUCUGUUCACUUGAACAGGGUCACACCGCAGAAUGAAAGGAUUUACCUGAUUGUGAAGACCACCGUCCAGCUCAGCCACCCGGCUGCCAUGGAGUUGGUAUUAAGGAAACGGAUUGCAGCCAACAUUUACAACAAACAGAGUUUUACACAGAGUUUGAAGAGGAGAAUAUCAUUGAAAAAUAUAUUUUAUUCCUGUGGGGUAACCUAUGAAAUAGUCUCCAACAUACCAAAGGCAACCGAAGAGAUUGAGGACCGGGAAACCUUGGCUCUCCUGGCAGCCCGGAGUGAAAACGAGGGCACGUCCGACGGAGAGACGUACAUUGAGAAGUACACACGGGGCGUGCUGCAGGUGGAGAACAUUCUGAGCCUUGAACGGCUCCGGCAGGCCGUCACGGUCAAAGAGGCACUUUCCACCAGAGCCCGGCACAUCCGGAGGAGCCUCAGCACACCGAAUGUUCACAAUGUUUCCUCUAGUCGACCAGACCUUUCUGGCUUUGACGAAGAUGACAAGGGUUGGCCAGAGAGCCAGUUAGACAUGUCUGACUACAGCUCCAGUUACCAAGAUGUGGCGUGCUACGGAACUUUACCCAGGGAUUCGCCUCGGAGGAGCAAAGAAGGUUGUGCCUCGGAGAAUCCUCAUGCCUUAACAGUGAGCCCUUUUAAAGCAUUCUCUCCUCAGCCACCAAAGUUUUUCAAGCCCCUGAUGCCUGUCAAAGAGGAGCAUAAAAAAAGGACGGCUCUUGAAGCAAGACCUCUUCUAAGCCAGGAGAGCAUGCCUCCAUCUCAGGCACUUAACCCUGGCUGCAUUGUCCCCCCUGGAAGCAAUGGCAGCAGCAUGCCCGUAGAUCACCAUAGCAAACGUGAGAAGAAGAUUGACUCCGAGGAGGAGGAGAACGAGCUGGAAGCUAUGAGCAGACAGCUGAUGAACUCCCAGCCUUACGUCCCUGUGGAGUUUGCCGACUUCAGUGUUUACAAUGCCAGCUUGGAGAACCGGGAAUGGUUUUCUUCUAAAGGAGAUCUGACAAACUCACGGGUCUUGGAGAAAGAGGUGUCUCAUAGCCCUACCACCAGCAGUAUUACCAGUGGCUACUUCUCCCACAGUGCCUCCAAUGCCACCCUGUCGGACAUGGUGGUCCCUACUAGUGACAGCUCAGACCAGCUAGCCGUUCAGACCAAGGAUCCAGACUCCAGUGAACAUUCCGGACUGUCACUUGGGCACGAUUCCAGACUACCCUCAAACAGAGAGUUGCCAGAAGGAGAAGGAGGCUUGGGAAAGGAGAAGACGAACAUGGUGCCACUCAAGGAACACAGUGCCUUAGCCAAAGCGAGCGCCCCCGAGAAAAGCUCCAGACUGCUGUGUAGGACUGGUUCAUGGUCAGAGCCUGAUGCCUGUCCCAGCAAAAACGGCCAAGCAGCCAAGGAAUUCUGCCCAAGGGAGGUGACAGUUGAACACACCACAAACAUCCUCGAGGAUCAUUCUUUCACAGAGUUCAUGGGUGCGUCCGAUGGAAGAGACUUUGACGGUUUGACACAUUCUUCUGCUGCAGAGGCCUCCAACAGGAGGAACCUACCAAAUAAAACAGACAGUAAGAGUGUCCCAGAGGGGCCACGGGAUACUGGCCAGCCGAAUUCCAAGUUAGAGAAUGACCAGGUAAUAAUUCCAGAGGCAGCCUUUUGGGUCCUGUGCUAGGGUGAGCAGGGCGGAUAUUACAUAGAUUGUACACAGAGCUCCAGAGGCCCUUCAUUGCAGGGACAGGGUGGGAAAGAGUCAUCCUGAUAUUUCCAACAGGGAAGGGCCCACCGGGGAGCAGCCUCUCAACCUGUCCUGCUCACUCUGUGUGUCAGAGCAGGUUGGCUUUGGGAACCAGAGUGAAACCAUGAGAUACAUAGGACCAGUGGGAUUUUAUUUUAUUUUAUUCUAUUUUACUAGCGUAUGGGUUGGUGUUGAAUUGAGCACCCAGGUGGAUAAGGAUCAAUUCACCUCAUAUUCUUUCCCUGAGAUGUUUAGCUAUUGGCUCUUCAAAGUUAUCUGGUAGCAUCUAUCCUAUUUCAUCGAAUCUAUGAUUCCUUUGAUUAUUAUAUGAUCUAUUAUUUUAUAUGUCAUUAAGAAGGGAAAACAGCCAGGUGCGGUGGCACUUACCUAUAAUCCCAGCAGCUUGGGAGGCUGAGGCAGGAGGAUCGCAAGUUCAAAUCCAGCCUCAGUAACUUAAUGGGGCACUUAGCAACUCAGCAAGACUGAAUUUUAGUUUGAGCAAAACAACUCAGCACUUAGCAACUCAGUCUCUAAAUAAAAUAUUUUAAAAGGCUGCAGAUGUGGCUCAGUGGUUAAAUACUCCUGGGUUCAAUCCCCGAUAUCAAAAAAAGAAAGAAAGAAAGAAAAAUAAACAGCCAGGUGCCAAGGUGCAUACCUGUAAUCCCUGCUACUUGGGGAAUCACAAGUUUGAGGCCAGCCUGUCUCAAACUAAAAUGAAAAGGGCAAGGGAUGUAGUUAAGUUGAAGAUGCCUAUUUAACAUGCCUAUUUCCAUCUCCAGCAUCACAAAAAAAGAAAUAACUAUCAGCAAUUGCAAGACACACCCCAAUUUUAGACAUGUCAUAGUGGAGGGGGAAACAUAGGUGGUGAAGAGUUGAUAAAGUACAGUAAUCUGGUACCCUUACGGGACUGUGCUUCAUGGGGAAAUAAGGCAGACUUCCUGAGCAAUUAAAGUUUGGGUGGAACAAAAUAGAUAUUUGCUAAGGAAAACAUAACAAAUUACAUAAACAAGAGAUCAUCAGCCUGUAAGUGUUGUAUUCCCAAGUACCACCACUUCCUCCCAUUCAUGUAACUUUUGGUAGGGGGCCACUGGGGAUUGAACUCAGGGGUGCUUGACCACUGAGCUACAUCCCAGCCCUUUUUAUUUUUUUAGUUUGAGAAAAGAUCUUGCUAAGUUGCUGAGGCUCAUCUCAAACUAUGAUCCUCCCGUUUUAGUCUCCCAAAUUGCUGGGAUUAUAGGCAUGUGCCACCACGCCAGGUUUAUUCUCAUAACAUUUUUGGCCCCAUACCCCUGUGAGCUAAGAAGGAGCCCUGGCGGUACACAGAGUCACUCACACCCUCAGAAGCCUGGGGAGAAGGUGCCAUUCCAACGAGGCGGCUCUUCUCCCCAGUCUUCCCCCUGCUUUCUGUACCAGCCCUUUGCAUUUCAGAGUGCAGUCAUUUACCCAUAAAUAAACUGCGAAAGUGACCUUUUGCAAUAAGAAAAAGGCUUCUUUCCCCCAUAUGAUAAUAGGGGCUAUGGCCCAGUGGUGGAGUGGGCGCUUAACAUGCAUGGGGCCCUGGUUCCAUCCCCAGCUCCAAGAGAACAGAGUCCCUCCUUGCUGGUAUCUGUUCUUGCCACCAAACUGAGCAUUUGUUGAAAAAUCCUCCACUUCCUGCAAACUGACCUUGAAGCGGGAUCAGCAUGGAUGACCUGCUUCCCCUUUGCAUUCAGAAGGCCAGGUCAGAGCCUUUCAAAUCCCAGGAGUCCCUCAGUACCAAGACUUUGCUUCCGUGUGGUAAAGCUGGUAAGGUGAGAGGCGGUCAGGUGUCUAAGGUCUGCACGGUGAGCAGUGUGGCCCUAAAGCAGAAGGGAGGGGCCUACAGCCCCCUCAAGGGCUUGUUGCCUAGAUUAUUUAGAACCUGACAAGCAGGAAAGGUCUCACGAAAGGUCCCAGAAUAGCAAGUGGCAGAAUGCUUGCUUGGUGUGUGCAAGGCCCUGGAUUCCAUUCCCUUUCUUUGAAAAGAAAAAGAAAAAAAAAGUUGAAUCUACAGAAAUGUUUGUUGCCUCCGAAUAAUGGGAGGAUGGAGAUUCUUCUCCCCUAGGCAUUGCCUUAGUGCUUGGUAGGUCUCUCGGCUGUCUGGCUGUUGUUUGCAGGGGUGAAGAUUAAACGCAGGGCCUCUGGGUGGGGCGCUGAGCAAGCGCUGUACCACUGCUGCACCUCCAGCCCAUGUUGGUUUCAAUAAGUUGUUUAGGAAGUUUUAGUGUCUAUUUGAGAACUUUUUCUGUGUUAAAAUUCUACUUCAUUUCUAACCCCGAAAUGACUUAGAACGUGGAUCAGAGACAACUCUUUUAGAUUUUAAUUUUUUUGCUGCCUUUGCUUUGCCUUGAGGUUUUACCUCAAGGUUUGGCUUCUGCCUUGCAUGGUGUGAAUUCCAGAAAUGGGUUCCAUAAGAAACCCAACCCAGGGCUGGGGUUGUAGCUCAGUGGCAGAGCGCUUACCUAGCAUGUGUGAGGCACUGGGUUGGAUCCUUAGCACCACAUAAAAAUAAACAAAACAAAGGCAUGAUGUCCAUCAACAACUACAAAAAAAAAAAAAAAAAAAAAACCCAAAUUUAAA
Messenger RNA from Marmota monax (woodchuck), 8130 nucleotides. RefSeq names its product kinesin family member 13A (gene Kif13a). Gene Ontology annotation, biological process: microtubule-based movement; regulation of protein localization. Gene Ontology annotation, cellular component: adherens junction. The record is from RefSeq and is a predicted model, not a curated record. Lineage: Eukaryota; Metazoa; Chordata; Mammalia; Rodentia; Sciuridae. Gene Ontology annotation, molecular function: cell adhesion molecule binding; microtubule binding; microtubule motor activity.